AAUGCGUCGUCAUCCUCUGUUGAAUCCCUAAACACCGUCGGAAUAUGCCUCGACAUCGAAAAAAGCGAAGAACACAUGUUCCUGUAUCGGAAGAAGAAAACAAGGUUCCCAUUACUAUGGUAUGUAAAAAAGGGAAAAUAACCAACUCUCUUGCAGACCUCGUGAUGGAUCUAAGAAACAUGUUACGGCCACAUACAACCAGGAAGAUGCAAGAAAGUGCAUCCAGUUCUCUCAACGAGUUUGCAACGUUAGCCAAAAAAUUGGGAGUUAGUCACCUUUGGAUAUUAUCAGAGUCCGUUAGUAGCACCACAUUGAGGAUUGGCAGACUACCAAAAGGUCCCACUUUUACUUUUAGAGUCAACUGGUUCUCAUUGGCGGCCGAUGUGAGGAAAGCACAGAAACGCCCUCACAUUGUCAGCGAUGCAGAACUAAAGGAUCCUCCUCUUCUUGUUCUACACGGAUUCGAGGACUCUAGAGUACAGGAAAGAAUGAUGAGCUCGUUAUUCCAGUUUAUGUUCCCAGCAAUCGACUUGGAUACAUUGAAACCACAGGCAGUGAAAAGAGUUCUUCUUGUAAACUAUGACAGGGAAAAAGAAGUCAUAGAAAUACGUCAUUAUCUCAUUCGGACGAACCCUGUAGGUCUAUCGAGGCCCAUACGCAAGCUAUUGUAUAGAAAAAUUCCAAAACAACUCAAUACCUUGACAGAUAUUUCCGAGCUGUUAGAUAGAGGAGGAGAUGGCGCAUAUAGCUCGGAAUCAGAAGGAGAAGGUUCCGAAGAUAAUAGAUGCUCUCUUGUUACUGAAAAUAACAACAAUACUUCAAAGAGAGCAUCCGUUAUUUUAUAUGAAGUGGGCCCACGAAUGUCCUUGCAGUUGUGGCAAAUACAAGAGGAGCUCUUUAGUGGCUCCUUCGUAUACGAAUCAAAGUCUAGCUAAGAGUGAGAAUGACUGUAAUAGUAAAUUGUAUAGCUUCUUGAAUGUGAGCUAGAAUAAUGAUGGAAAUAGAGGCAUUCACAAACUCCUAUAAAUAAAAAGAUUUACGU
Molecule: messenger RNA, 1042 nt
Organism: Galdieria sulphuraria
Lineage: Eukaryota; Rhodophyta; Bangiophyceae; Galdieriales; Galdieriaceae
Exons: 1
Coding region: 45-935 (296 amino acids)
Biological process (GO): ribosomal large subunit assembly; rRNA processing
Cellular component (GO): preribosome, large subunit precursor
Molecular function (GO): rRNA binding
Source: RefSeq, a predicted model, not a curated record